Messenger RNA from Acinonyx jubatus (cheetah), 2636 nucleotides. RefSeq names its product chromosome D3 C18orf21 homolog (gene RMP24). Lineage: Eukaryota; Metazoa; Chordata; Mammalia; Carnivora; Felidae. The record is from RefSeq and is a predicted model, not a curated record. The transcript is spliced from 5 exons. The coding region runs from base 119 to 766 and encodes 215 amino acids.
GGGCGCCUGUUUCCGGGGGGAGCUUGGAGUCCGAGGUCAAAGUCCGGUGCGCUGGGAAGCCGGCUUCCGGAGUCCGCUGCCGUCUCCGGGGCUUAGCGGCGUGGGAGCGGUGGUAGCGAUGAGGCAGAAGCAUUACCUUGAGGCUGCGGCGCGACAACUCUACGAGAGCUGUCCGGGCCAGGCCCGGUAUCUCCUCUGGGCCUACAGUUCGUCACACGAUGAUAACAACACUUUUGAAGGAACAUGUCCAUACUGUUUCCAGUUGCUGGUCUCGGAUAACUCUCGAGUGCGCCUCAAACCGAAAUCCAAACUAACACCCAAAAUACAGAAACUUCUUAACCGAGAGGCAAGAAAUUGUACACUCAAUUUUAAAGAAGCAAAAAUUGUGAAAAAAUACAAAGACUCCAGAAGUGUAUUGUUGAUUACUUGUAAAACCUGCAACGGAACAGUUAAACAUCAUGGUAAAAGUAGAAGCUUUCUAGCCACACUGAAGAGCAGUCCUACCACUCCUACGACUAAACUCAGCCCAAAGACACCAGAGAGAAAGACUCCGAGCUCCACAAACCUAAAUCACACGCGUGGUUCCAAAGGCAAGAGGCCAGCCUUUGCAUUCGGGACACCGACAUCUGGACAGUCAACACCCACCUGCUCAAAGAGUGUGAGCAAAACUAAGAAACACUUCUCUAAAUUAAAAUUGUUGCUUAGUCGGAGUGAAUCCCAAAAGAAUUCAAAGGUGGACUUCAGAAAUUUCUUACUGUCUUUGUAAAGGAUAGUCUGUGAAAUAAAUGUUUUGUUUUGUUUUGUUUUUUUAACGUUUAUUUACUUUUGAGAGAGAGAGACAGAGCUCAAGAGGGGAAGGGCCAGAGAGAGAGGGAGACACAGAAUCUGCAGCAGGCUCCAGGCUCUGAGAUGUCAGCACAGAGCCCGACGCGGGGCUUGAACUCACGAACCGCGAGAUCAUGACCUGAGCCGAAGUCGGACGCUUAACCACCUGAGCCACCCAGGCGCCCCUGUGAAAAUAAAUGUUUAAUACAACUCUGAAACUAAAGUUAGUCACAAAAACAUCUUUUCUAAAACUUUGAUUAUUUAAAUACAUGGAAACUAAGGUCCAAGAGCAAACUUCUCUGGGCUCUUUUCAAUGUUGAUGGAGAAAAUGCUUCAUUAAAAUUAAUAACUGAAACCUGUCUACUUCACAGGGUGGCUGUGAGGAUCAAAAAUAUAUGAAAGGUCCUUGUCAAUAGCAAAGAUAUUAUGGACAUUGAGUGAUUAUUAUUUUCUCUUCCCUUAAUUAGCAGUUUUCUUUCGUAAGGAAAUUGAGACCUUUAUGAAAGGGCCUACUCCUUUCUAGGUGUCUAUCGUUGCUAAUUCGGGAAAAGGAUCAAGUGUCCUUGUUUUCCACAAUCAUCUGCAUAACUGUAUUAGAAGAGCUGAACAUGAUUCUUGUUUUGCAUGCAAAAGUAAAUAUAUGGAACAUUCUUGAUUCUAAAUCAUUCAUAUACACAAAAUUUCAUUUUUACAGAUUUGUUGUUCCUAGUAAUAUCCUAGUAAUAUUUUAUAAUGUGUGGCAUUUCAUUUGCUUUGGUGAAGACUUAUUUCUGUGCCUAAAAUUUACAGCAGAAUUAUAACAUAGUAACAGUUUAGCUAUCUUAAACCUUUUCUGGAACAUAGAUAUACCACAAUGAAAGGCUGGGGUUGUAUUCAACCUGUCUUUUAAAAAUUCUUUAAAUAAAUAAUUUAGAUACUUUAAACUAUAAACUGUUUCCAAGCCUCUCUGCUGCUUAAAAAUUUUAAACUUAAGUUUCUCCCAUGAGCACUUGGCAGACUGAAAGACCAAGGUUAUUAAUGAAUUGGUCUUAUAUGAAGUGAAAUUAUACUAACUAGUGCCAGCGUCAGAGAGGGAUGGCAAGAGUCAUCAUUUUGAACUUCUUUAGCCAUAGGGAGGCUGGACCUUCCCUUUGUGUCCAGGGCACGUAGCACAAUACUUUGGUCAUGGUGCUUUACCUUUCUGGCUAACUUCUCACUGGAACAUGUUUCUCUUCUUGCUCUUGCUUCCUUACCACUAUUCCUGAUCACCCAUAGUGAGCUCUUUGUAGUUCUUAGAACAUAUCAUUUCUCGUCAGCUUUGGGCCUUGGCAUGCUUUUGCAUACUGUCCUUCACUCCAACCCCACUGCAUUAUGAGGGGCCACUCUUAUAAAAGUGGUGACCCGGUAGUUUCCUGUUUCUGAUUGUGUCCUCAACUGCCUGUGAGCUCUUUGCAGGCCUGGAUGAUCUCAUUUGAUUUGCCCCUAGCACAUAGCACAAGUUUUCCAAAUAUCCCUAAGCCACCACAUUUACAUUUGAAUUCCUUACCAGGUUUAGAACUAAGGUCCUUUUAAUCACAUGACUGGGAAAUGGAUAAGAAGUAGUAAAAGUAGGGGCACCAGGGUGGCUCAGUCGUGUCAGACUCUUGGUUUCAGCUCAGGUCAUGAUCUCAUGGUUCAUGGGUUUGAGCCCCACAUCAGGCUUACUGCUGACAGCACGGAGCCUGGAGCCUGCUUCGGAUUCUGUGUCCCCCUCUCUCCCUGCCCCUCCCCUGCUCACACUUUGUCUCUCAAAAAUGAAUAAAUGUUAACAUUAAAAAUAAAAAGUAGUAAAA